AUGAACCAGCCACUGAGAGAUAUUAGAGUAUGCAAACUCCCUUACAGUAUCAACGGACAGGCCACACUGAAGGCGCAGCCAGAAUUCUCAAGGCCCGCAAGCGCAUCACGCCCCUUUGGGCGCUUGCUUUUGCUAUCAUUGCGCGGACCCGUAUUAUUCGAAGGUCUAUUCAACCCCAAUAUCAGCCUAACCACAGAUGAGUGGAAAGACCUGAUAGAGAGCGAACUGGAUUCAAGCAUCCCCGAGGGUAAAAUGAUCCAAUGUCUCGCCCGUGUCCCCGAUAUCCUCCACCAAGCCAGAAAUAUAGACAACACGGAAGAAAGCGGCCUCCUCCUUCAUCUCCAAACAGAGCUGCGAGCGUUAUACACCAUAUCCCGCACCAUCUGCACCCAGCUCCGCGCCCGACUCCUCGAACUCGAAGCCCCCGGCGCUUUAUACACCGUCGCUGCGCGCGCCUCCCUCAACCUUCCCCCGGUAAUGUUGCAUGCCCACUACCAACGGACCUACGGCUUCGCUAUCAUCAUCGCGCUGUGCUUGAACUACGUCCUUGUAGCCAUGCGUGCAAAUGACAGCGAAAGCAACUUUAAGCCCGACGCGGCGUAUCUCGCACGGGAGAUGCUCAAUAUCGCGGAAAACGCCGUGGCGUACCGUCCGCUAGGAGCUUCAUUUGUGCCACUGGGGUUGCUUGCUGCGAGAAUGGCUGUUGGGAUUGACAAUGAUGAGUGCAACGCCCAGCCUCAGCCUCUUGUGGAUGAGCUGCAGCGCUGGUACCUGGAUUACCAGGCGGAUUUCAAUGGGGAGGGGCAUGAACAGGCCAGGCUGGAAAAGAUAUUUGGUAGAUUGCGCCCGCUCGAGAUCUAA
This is a messenger RNA of Aspergillus puulaauensis, 861 nucleotides long. RefSeq lists its product as uncharacterized. The transcript is spliced from 2 exons. Bases 1 to 861 code for a protein of 286 amino acids. NCBI's taxonomy places the organism in Eukaryota, Fungi, Ascomycota, Eurotiomycetes, Eurotiales, Aspergillaceae. The record is from RefSeq and is a predicted model, not a curated record.